This is a messenger RNA of Theobroma umbraticum, 2543 nucleotides long. RefSeq lists its product as uncharacterized. Gene Ontology annotation, cellular component: chloroplast thylakoid membrane. The record is from RefSeq and is a predicted model, not a curated record. NCBI's taxonomy places the organism in Eukaryota, Viridiplantae, Streptophyta, Magnoliopsida, Malvales, Malvaceae. Gene Ontology annotation, biological process: response to photooxidative stress; photosystem I assembly.
UUGAGCAUUCAAAGUUUUGCGGGGUGGGGGAGAGACAGAGUACUCUGGAGUAUGGACGUGCGAGCACUUGCUGCACAUAGAUAAUUUUGUUUUUGACGAAGUCAGCUGUCACAGAAGAAAAAAAAAAGGAAGAAGAAGAUGUUUGUGGCACGCAUCAUUUUUUUGAUUAUUGUAAAGAUAAAUUAAUUAAGAAUCAAUUAGUUCCUUUCCUUAAUGUGGAUCAAAGAGAUGCGACAUGCAAAUCACUACGAAGAUGGUCUUAGGCAUGCUAUCCACGUCCAAGUGUAUGCUCCUCCUUCCUACUUUAAGCAGUUGGGGGAUCUCUCGUUUCAUCCUCACACAGUUUAUUCUUUUCGAUUCCAUGGCACGUCCCAUUUCAGAAGUAGUUUUUCCCUCAACAAACAACAUUGCUCGAGAACUAGAUGAAAUUUACAAGGAUCUGCAUGAACUUGACUUCAUUUCAAUUGAAGGAACUAGAACCCUGGAGAACAAGGAGAGCCCGCAAAAGGAAAAACAGAUAUCUGUUGAUCCAAAAUCAUUAAGAGAACCAUCCAUGGGAGAAAAAAGCUUCAACAUGAUGUUACCUCCUAUAAACGCGCCUCCAGGGGACACUGCCGUCCCUCUUCCACCCCCUCUGCUACCUGCAAAGCACAAGUUCUUAAGUUGUAGCCUUCCAAACUCUGCAACCUCUUCUCCUCGAUUUAGCUCAUUUCUGUCAAGGAAGAACUUGAAAAAUGAAAGUCAAGCAUCUCCUCGACAGGUUGACAAGUUGGUCCAUAAGCACUCAUCUGCAGCACAAUAUCAUCAGGCUCUGCAGAAAGACAACCAGUUUUGGAGAAGCAAAUCCUGUGGUGAAGGAAGAACAUGUGCACCACCCGAUGAACUUGAUGAUCUUUGGCUGUACAAUGCAAAUGACCUUCAAUACAAGAACAAGCAUCGUGGUCACGGCACUUUAAUCUCCAAUACCAAUGUAAACAAUGAUAUUCGUCAUAAGAGUAGUAAGAACAUGGACAGUAAUAAUGAAGAUGACUUCAAAUGCAGCGCCCUUUGUUUGUUCCUACCAGGCUUUGGUAAGGCAAAGCCAGUGAGACCAAGAAAGCCAGAAGCAGUGGUGAUGGAGAAUAAUGUGAUAUCCAGAACAGUUUCCCUGGAAAAGUUCGAAUGUGGAUCCUGGGCUUCAUCAACCAUGAUACCAGACCAUGAUGACGAUGGAGACUCCAUGAAUCUCUAUUUUGACCUGCCAUUGGAGUUGAUCGAAAAUCUUGGGAACGAUGCACAUUUACCGGUUUCCGCUGCCUUUGUGUUUGAUAAAGACAUAAAAGGGGUCCUGAAAAAUGGUUCAACCUCAACAAGAGCAACAGGCAGGAAAUCCCACGAAUCAUCUCGCCAUGUUAGGUUCUCUACAUCAUCCCCAACAUCAUACCCUGCCUCACCUGCUUCUUGCAUCACACCUCGCUUGCGUAAGGCUAGGGAGGAUUUUAAUGCCUUCUUAGAAGCACAAAGUGCAUGAAAUUGUCUUACUCAACCUGUCAACAUUUUCUUUUUUCCCACUUUAUUUACAGGUGAGGCACUGCCCCAAGAAAAUAAACUGUAUGUUACAGGCGAGCGUAUGCCAGCAACCCAAUGAACUUUUUUUGUUCGAAAGCAAUCCAAUGAAUUUAAACGAGGAGACAUACGCGAUGAAACCCAACUUUUCUUCUUUACUAUGUUGGUAUGAUUCACUUUGCAAAUAGCAUUGCCAUGAUCGGCUAACAAAUUAAGAUGUUCAAUCGACCUGAUACAAAAUGCAGUGGCGCUAAACAAAGCAAAAAGCAAGAGUCCAUAAAGCAAACCAAGCACGUUAGCCACCUCAACGGAUGCUUUGGGGGCGUGGCCCAUCCCCUAGCCUCCUAAGCCCAAUUGCUUAUAGCCAAUGGACCAAAUUGUUCUUUAUUUUUCUUUUUCAUUAAAAGCAUAAAACUGUCAUGAUAGUAGGAUCUUGUUUUUUUUGGAUAAUAAAAAAAUGUAUGUAUCCAAAGAAAAACAGGAAUACCCUGGGAACAAGGAAAACAAAUGGAUCAAACAAUUGUUCACCCUAAACUCCUUGUUUAUAUCAGCUACAAUAUUCUGCAAGUCGUACGAUCUAUAUCUAACAGUCUCUAUAAUGCAAUGCAAGAUACCUUCCUGGGUUCUCCUUUGUUCUGCCAAAAGUUCUAUCAGCUUUCAAAUGACGUAAGUGUUGGCGACCUUAAGACAACAGAGAGCAAUGCUUGGCCUUUUAGCCUUUGGCUAGCCCAGUGAAAUUCGCUUGUCCAGUCCUGAACCAUUCUUUGAAUGCCACACAUUUAAAACCUGCUGCCAAACAAUCUCUGGACUCCACCUCCUGAUCAUAAAAAACAUAUGUAGUGCUCAACUGUGAACAAGCUGUACUUCAAGAACUCAUUCUCUGUUUUUGUAUAUAACCUGCGAAGAAUGGCCAUCAUGCUAUUAUAGCAAGCCAAAGUUGUCAUGAUAUCAAAGUUGAAUAUAAAAAUAAAUUAAAUAAAGAUAAAUGAAAUAAAAAA